Messenger RNA from Magnolia sinica, 1943 nucleotides. Its product is annotated as tryptophan aminotransferase-related protein 2-like. Gene Ontology annotation, molecular function: carbon-sulfur lyase activity; transaminase activity. Bases 465 to 1841 code for a protein of 458 amino acids. Lineage: Eukaryota; Viridiplantae; Streptophyta; Magnoliopsida; Magnoliales; Magnoliaceae. The transcript has 5 exons. The record is from RefSeq and is a predicted model, not a curated record. Gene Ontology annotation, biological process: amino acid metabolic process.
AAGUGAUUCUAAGUGUAUUCUUAAAUACUUUCCAUAUGUGGUGGGUGGGCCCACUAAAUGGAAGGUCCUGAUUGCAUCUGCCACGUAUGCUGCUUAAAAGAAGGCUACGUUUCUCCAGCUUCACCACUCGACGAAGAGACACCGGACGAGAGAAGGGGUUGCUGGAAGCGACGAAGGAAAUCAAAAUACAUCAGAAAAUCGCCGUUAUUUCUGAAUAAACGCCGUAUAAACCGGCGUUUUGCAAACGGACGCCUGCGAUUCGAGUCGCGGCCGGAUCUGGAAGGGGUCGGGCUCAGGUCAGGCCCGGUCAGGCCGUGUACGCAUCAGCCGCAUGCGUACGCCCACGCGCUCCCUCAUGCGUUUCUCUAAUACCCUUUAAAUCGGCAUACAGCUCAACACACCCAAACGCGUCUCAAUCUCUAUUUUCAGCAAACGACUCUCGAUAUUUUCUAUUUGGUUCCGAUAUGGAAGGGCGAAAGAUCAGGGGCAUUUGGGGAAAUAAAAGCAGGGGGCGGAUGCACCUGCUUCUCGUCUCAGUUACAUUGAAUUUGGUACUUCUCAGUGGCCUUUUAUACGAGAGAGGGCGUAGGGCAUUUUCCGAAGAAAAGGAGCAAGUCUUACCUGGUUUUUGCCCUGCCACUGAGGUGAAGAAGAUGGGAAGCUUGGAGGUAGAGAGCCGCAUCAGUAGCGGCAGAGGAUGGACUGAGGAAGGCCGAGUACAAAAGCUGUCCUCGGACUCAGUUAUUAUUAACCUCGAUCACGGCGAUCCGACCAUGUUCGAGUCAUUCUGGCGGAAGACGGGCGAAAAGAGUACGAUCAUCAUCCCAGGCUGGGAAAAGAUGAGCUAUUUCUCCGACGUCAGGAACAUUUGCUGGUUCCUGGAGCCCGAAUUCGCUGAGGAGGUCAAGGAAUUGCACAAGCUAGUAGGCAAUGCUGAGACGGAAGGCCGUCAUAUAAUCGUCGGAACUGGCUCGACACAGCUAUAUCAGGCGGCUCUCUUUGCGCUCUCGCCGUCGGAUGCGCCUGAGCCAAUGAACGUGGUGUCCGCCACCCCUUACUACUCAUCGUAUCCAUCCGUCACCGAUUUCUUGAAGUCGGGGCUUUAUAAGUGGGCUGGCGAUGCCUACACCUUUGAUCGUGAUGGGCCAUACAUCGAACUGGUUACCUCCCCGAAUAACCCUGACGGGUUCGCGAGGCAACCAGUCGUUAACAGGGAAGGCGGCAAGACGAUCUACGAUCUUGCUUACUACUGGCCUCAAUACGCAUCGAUCACUGCUCCGGCGGACCAUGAUCUGAUGCUUUUCACUGUGUCAAAGAGCACGGGCCACGCAGGAACCCGAAUUGGGUGGGCCCUGGUUAAGGAUCCGGAAGUUGCCAGGAGAAUGACCAAGUACGUCGAGCUCAACACCAUUGGAGUAUCGAAGGACUCGCAACUCCGGGCUGCUAAGAUCCUGAGGGCUGUGCGGGGAGGGUAUGAAGGCGAGCAAGAGUCUGGCGAUGGAGAGACGCUGAAGUUCUUCGACUUUGGUCGUCUCCUCAUGGCGGAGAGAUGGGAUCGGCUUAGGGACGCCGUUCGCAAGAAUCCCAUCUUCAGCUUGCCGGAAUUCCCGACUGCCUACUGCAAUUUCGCCGGCGAGAGUGGGACUUCUCACCCUGCGUUCGCUUGGCUGAAGUGCGAGGCGGAGCACGUCGAUGACUGCGAAAGCUUCCUGCGGAGCAACAGGAUCCUGACGCGGAGCGGCAGGCAGUUCGGUGGGGACUCGCGGUAUGUGAGGGUGAGCAUGGUCGACAGGGACGAGACCUUCGACGUCCUUAUCGACCGACUAAACAUCAUCCGUUGAUACGCGGACCACCGGGCGGAAGCUGGAUCGCUCGCAGCUUUCGAGGUUAUCGUAGGGGGGAAGACCCCAAAAGAUGAGACUAGAGCGAAAGAGAGGAGAUUA